CAAGCAUCGGAUCCUCUCUUUUUCAACCUCAAGGGUGCGCACGAUAAUCUCACUCGCGUCCUCCGUCAUCUUCACCGUCAUACAGACUCUUCCCCUGCAUCUAUUUUCGGAGUCUAUAUAUACACACCCACACGCUCUUGUACUGACAUUUCAUUGACUUUCUUCACAAUCUCUCUCUCUCUCUCUCUCUCUCUCUCUCUCUCUCUCUCAAUCUCUCUUUACUUUCUCUCUCUAAAAACAUCAACUCUAUGGACGAUCUGCCCGCCGGUUACCGGCCGAACGUCGGCGUAUGUCUCAUCAAUUCCGAUAAUCUGGUGUUCGUGGCUUCAAGGUUAAAUGUACCCGGAGCAUGGCAAAUGCCUCAGGGGGGGAUUGAAGAGGGAGAAGAGCCAACUUCUGCAGCAGUGAGGGAGCUUCGAGAAGAAACUGGAGUGGUUUCUGCUGAAAUAAUCGCAGAGGUUCCAAAAUGGCUGACUUACGAUUUCCCUCCUGCUGUUAAAGCUAAAGUGAAUCGUUUAUGGGGAGGAGGUGAAUGGCAUGGACAAGCACAAAAAUGGUUCCUGAUGAGACUAACAAAAGAUGAAAGUGAAAUCAAUUUGGCAAGUGGUGAAGUUGAUCCAGAAUUUUCAGAGUGGAAAUGGACAACUCCUGAAGAAGUCAUUGAACAGGCAGUGGAUUAUAAAAGGCCAACAUAUGAGGAGGUUAUAAGAACAUUCAAACCUCACAUACAUGAAGGUGGAAAAGGUGCAGCCAAAUGCUUAUCGACCAAAUGGUGAACAAAAAUGUGAAAUGAGGUUGGUGUUUAUUUAUUUAUAUUUUAUAGUAAUUGUUGCAUUAUAUUAUAUAUAUAGCUCUACUUGUACAUGAAUGUGAUAUGAUCAGAACUUUCUCAGAUUAGGUGUCCGUUUAUUCGUAAUGAAAUCUGCUUAAAUUCAACUUUAUUGCUUUUAUUCUUUGGUGGCCGAUUUUGUAGAUGAAUAUGAUGAUGAUUGCUAUAUCUCUAUUUGAAAAACUUGGUUUUUCACCUAAAUUGGACACUUAUAAUAAUAAAUAUUUGUGGAUGCUUUUACUUAUGGGGUUGCAUUGCUUCUUGUUUGAUGAGAUUGAGAGCUUCGUUACAAUAUAUUGCAUGUCCAAAAUUGGAGCUAAUGUGAAGAAAAUAUCUGACUUUUGUUGGCGAUAACUUUUUUUUUGAACGGUUUUUAGAGAUUGUUGACACUACAUCAAUUUCAAAGAUGUACAUAGAAAAAUACAACCCAAGGCGUAUAGAGAGAGUUUGUACUAGGUGUGUUUUGCAUACUAUGGGAAUCGUUUUACUUUCUUCAAACAACACGAUUAUACAAUUAAACGAUGAAGACAUUUUUUAUUUGAACAAAUUUGAUACACUAAAAAAAAACGUUUUAAGAUGUUUAUGGAUGGAGAAUAGUUUGUAUAUUUAGUUCUUAGUUGACAAUGAGGACCAUGAGCUCAUGUUAAGAUUAAUCUAAGUUCGUUUUAAGAAAAAUUGGUUUUAAAAAAAUGGUAGCUGAGAUGGCCUCUGUCAAUUCACUUCAUGGCCCAUACAUGAGAUUAAUUAUUAAAUACCAAUAAUAUUUUGAUUGUGAAGACUUUUUUUUUUUUGACUUCUAUUAUAUAAUUCUACAAAGGUUAUAAAAAAAUCGGACUCAAAUGUUUGUAUUUGAUGUCACACUUUAACAAAAUAAUAAAAGAAAGGUUGUCUUAAAUGAUAUACGGUUCAAAGUUCAAACAAGUAAAACAAGAGCACUAAAAUGGAAAGAAAAGAUUGAACAAUUGCAAGGUUCCUUUACAAAAUCUUAAUUUCCAUACAUCUUCAUAGGAAAAUUAAUUUAAAUUAAUUUAUGAGAGUAAUUAUCUUUUUGUUUUGUUCAUAUUUGGGUAACUUUUUUUUUGUAUACAUAUACACAACGAACUUAUUGGAAGUGUUCACAUAUGACAGUUAUGACAGACUGUAGCAAGUUAUAAUUUAUGUGAUAUAUAUAUAUGAAGAAGAUAAUUACCUAUGAGGGUAAUGAACUAUUGGUUUUGUUUACAUCUAGACAAUUUCCUUUUUCUAUUCACAUUUGACCAUCCGAUUUGUUGAAGUUGUUUGCAUAAUACUAUUCUUUUAGAAAUUUAAAUAAGCAGUUGAAGUGGGAAAAAUUGAAGGUUAGAUUUUAGAAAUUGAAGUCAGUAUUUGGAGUCCACUGCAAUCCUCACAAGAAGCAUUUUGUGAGGUUGAGAGCUUCCUACACAAAUCAAAUGCUUGUAUAUUUAUUUUCUUAUAUCCUACCGAAUUUUAUUGGUAAAGUGAUUAGAGUUCAUUUUUAAUCUUCUUGUCGAAUACAUCUAACUUGUCAAUGUCAUCAUGGU
Messenger RNA from Lactuca saligna, 2370 nucleotides. NCBI's taxonomy places the organism in Eukaryota, Viridiplantae, Streptophyta, Magnoliopsida, Asterales, Asteraceae. The record is from the annotation of a GenBank genome assembly.